AUGACUGCCGGUUCUGAAGAACACGAGCCCCUAAUUACCUCGUCGGUAGACCAGCAAAGGGUUACUUAUAAUAAUUCACCCCAAGAUGGCAAUACGCCAAGCGGCAGUCCACGAACGAGCGGUGGGGAAGUCACCCUCGCGAUUCCGCAUAACAGAAGCUAUGGCGCCAUCGGAGGUGUGGAAAAAGUCACUUACACCUGGGCCGACAUCAACGCCUUCGCAACUGAAACGAGAUCAAGGAAUAAAAGGUUCUGGAAUUGCUGGAAAACAUCAUCAGACAGAAUGUUCCAACAGCGGAAGCAACUAUUGAAAACCAUAAACGGCGCGGCAUAUCCGGGGGAGCUUUUGGCGAUAAUGGGAUCAUCAGGCGCCGGGAAGACUACACUCCUUAACACCCUAACGUUCAGGACACCAAGCGGAGUAGUGGCGAGUGGUACCAGAGCGCUGAACGGCCAGCCAGCAACACCAGAAGCGUUGACAGCGCUCUCAGCUUACGUACAGCAACAGGAUUUAUUUAUUGGCACACUCACUGUAAAGGAACAUUUGAUAUUUCAGGCUUUAGUACGAAUGGACCGGCAUAUUCCUUACGCACAACGCAUGCGCCGAGUUCAAGAAGUGAUAUCGGAGUUAGCGCUAUCAAAGUGCCAAAACACAGUGAUUGGUAUAAGUGGCCGACUAAAGGGUAUUUCUGGUGGCGAGAUGAAACGGCUGUCUUUUGCUAGUGAAGUCUUGACUGACCCACCACUCAUGUUCUGUGACGAACCAACUUCCGGCUUGGACUCUUUUAUGGCACAGAAUGUUAUACAGGUGCUAAGUGGGCUUGCUAAGAAGGGCAAAACGGUGAUAUGCACCAUACACCAGCCUUCCUCCGAAUUGUACGCGAUGUUCGAUAAACUUCUCAUCAUGGCUGAUGGCAGAGUCGCCUUCCUCGGAUCACCAGACCAAGCCACUGAGUUUUUCAAAGAUUUGGGAGCAGCGUGUCCUGCCAACUAUAAUCCAGCUGAUCACUACAUCCAGCUGCUAGCUGGCGUCCCUGGAAGAGAGGAGACCACACGACACACGAUAGACACCGUUUGCACAGCCUUCGCUAAGUCAGAGAUUGGGUGCAAAAUCGCUUCCGAGGCUGAGAACGCUAUGUUUACAGAACGCAAAAUCUCGAAGGGCUGGGCGGAUUCAGCGUGGUCAAAUGCAGCAGCUUUCAGGGCUCGCAGGUCUCCGUACAAAGCGUCCUGGUGCGCCCAGUUCCGGGCGGUGUUAUGGCGAUCCUGGCUGUCUGUCACUAAAGAACCGAUGCUGAUUAAAGUGCGAUUCUUGCAGACCGUCAUGGUGUCAAUUCUGAUCGGAUUGAUAUACUUCGGACAAAAUUUGGACCAAGACGGUGUGAUGAACAUAAACGGAGCUAUCUUCCUGUUCCUAACUAACAUGACUUUCCAGAACAUUUUUGCGGUCAUUAACGUAUUCUGUUCAGAGCUGCCGAUCUUCAUUCGCGAGCACCAUUCAGGGAUGUACCGGGCAGACGUGUACUUCCUCUCGAAGACGCUCGCGGAGGCUCCCGUGUUCGCGACGAUACCACUCGUCUUCACGACUGUAGCUUACUACAUGAUUGGCUUGAACCCCGCUCCCGAACGCUUCUUCAUUGCAUCUGGCCUGGCCGCGCUGAUCACCAACGUUGCUACAUCAUUCGGUUACCUGAUAUCCUGUGCAAGCAGCAGCGUCAGUAUGGCAGCAUCCGUAGGCCCUCCUAUCAUCAUACCAUUCAUGCUGUUCGGAGGGUUCUUCCUCAAUUCAGGAUCUGUGCCACCUUACCUUGGCUGGAUUUCGUAUCUAUCGUGGUUCCGAUACGGGAAUGAGGCCCUACUCGUUAAUCAAUGGACUGGCGUGGAAAGCAUUGCUUGCACCAGAGAAAACUUCACUUGCCCAGCUUCUGGCAAAGUGGUUUUGGAUACUCUGAGCUUUUCUGAGGAUGACUUCAACAUGGACGUUAUAAAUAUGGUGCUGCUCUUCAUCGGUUUCCGCUUCUUGGCAUAUCUGGCUUUGUUGUGGCGCACGCGCAGAGGAAAAUAA
Molecule: messenger RNA, 2064 nt
Organism: Leptosia nina
Lineage: Eukaryota; Metazoa; Arthropoda; Insecta; Lepidoptera; Pieridae
Source: the annotation of a GenBank genome assembly